Molecule: messenger RNA, 854 nt
Organism: Vigna umbellata (rice bean)
Lineage: Eukaryota; Viridiplantae; Streptophyta; Magnoliopsida; Fabales; Fabaceae
Molecular function (GO): calcium ion binding
Source: RefSeq, a predicted model, not a curated record
GUUGAACGUGGAGGUGUUAGGCUUCCACAUGGCGAAAAUAGACCUUUUCAAUUCAUGGAUGCGUAGCCGAAGAAAGUAGUUGGGGGGCAGUUGGGAAAUGACGAUGCAGUGUUCAUUUCUUCUCUCUUUCUCUCUCACACACAGACACACACUUUCUCGCCAGAAGCCAUGGGCAACACAUCUUCCAUGCUCACCCAAUACGACAUCGAAGAGGUUCAGCAACACUGCCAACACGCUUUUACGCAGCAGGAGAUUGUUUCUCUGUACCAACGCUUCUGUCAACUCGAUCGCAACAACUGCGGUUUCAUCUCUUCUGAUGAAUUCCUCUCCAUUCCCGAAUUCGCCGUCAAUCCUCUCUCUCAGAGUUUGUUGAGGAUGCUGGACGGAUUGAACUUCAAGGAAUUCGUGGCUUUCUUAUCUGCCUUCAGUCCCCGCGCCACUCUACACCAAAAAAUUCUAUUCAUUUUCAAGUGGUAUGAUACCGAUUGCAAUGGAAAAGUGACCUUCCAUGACAUGCUCAGGGCUUUAAGGGAUUUGUCAGGAUCCUUCAUGUCUGAGCAACAGAGAGAGGAAGUUCUGACACAGGUCCUUGAGGAAGCUGGCUAUGCAAAGGAUUCUUCAUUAGUCUUGUCUGACUUCGUGAAGAUUCUUGGCAAUUCGGGUUUGAAGAUGGAAGUAGAGAUUCCGGUGGAUUAGAGAGAGGAUAGCACUAUUGCCUUGUAUAAUAUAAAAAAAAAUAAAAUAGCUAUCAUGAGUACUCUAUGAGUUUGAUAUGGGAGCUUAUUGGUUUUGGUAUUUUGAUCUUUAUUGUAAUGGGUAAUAGAUUAUUUAUUGAGUGUUUAAUUACUCUGAAG